AUGAUGAGGUCUCUGGGUCUCUCGAGACGACUCCUAUGUCGCAGCGUCCAUCACGGCGCGUCUCCAAUCGCUCCUGCGUUUCUCAACCUGGCCCGUCAUCGUCGAGCGUUUCAUGGAUCAUCAGCUUUCUGGGGGAUUCGGUCGCAGGUUUUGAAGGAUGUUGGAGAGGGCAUCACGGAAGUCCAGAUCAUACAGUGGUAUGUGGAAGAGGGUGCGCAUGUGGAAGAGUGGAAACCACUUUGUCAGUAUCAGUCUGACAAGGCUGUUGAUGAUAUUACAUCGAGAUAUGCCGGGGUAAUCAAGAAGCUCCACUUUCAGACAGACGAUACGGUGCCAACAGGACGAGCGCUCUGCGAUAUCGAAGUCGACGAUGCGCUUUAUCCAGAUGAUAACGUUCCCACACAAGCAGUUCAGGCAGAAUCCGCACCAGAGAUUGCAGAGUCAGCUGCAAUCGGCGAGACCACUCAGACUACCGAAGCUCAAAUUGAUGUGGCGCCUGAACAAGAGAAAAAGUCACAGUCAAAACAUGCCUCUUUCGCGACACCAGCUGUGCGCGGCAUGCUUAAAACACACAAUCUCAACAUUCUCGACAUAACAGGCACCGGCAAGGAUGGUCGAGUUCUGAAAGAGGACGUCUUGAAAUUCGUCUCGCAGAGAGAUCAGCCUAAAUCAAAUGGCGCAGCAUCAUCUACAGAUUUCAGCAGUACACCCACCAGCGGAUUGCGAGCUACUGCAUCCAAUGAUUCACAACAAGUUGAAUCCACACAAUCACUAACCCACAUCCAAUCCCAAAUGUUCAAGACCAUGACCAAGUCCUUGACCAUCCCCCAUCUCCUCUACGCCGACGAACUGAACAUUAACACCAUGACCGCAUUACGUCGCAAACUUGCCAGCAACCCAAACAACACCCAAAAGGUUACAUCACUAGCUUUCAUUAUCAAAGCGGUCUCUCUAGCCCUUGAGGAAUAUCCCAUUCUCAAUGCCAAAGUCGACGCAUCGGACCCCUCGUCACCGAAACUUAUUAUGCGCGCCAACCACAACAUCGGUAUUGGCAUGGAUACCCCACAGGGUCUCAUAGUACCCAACAUCAAAAACGUCGGCGCCAAAUCCAUCUUUGAGAUCGCCGCUGAAAUCUCCCGUCUAAGUGCGCUCGGUAAAGAAGGGAAACUCAAGCCUGCUGAUAUCACUGGAGGCACAAUCACUGUGUCUAACAUCGGUAACAUUGGCGGUACAUACCUUGCACCCGUGAUUGUGCCGACGGAGGUUGCAAUCCUGGGUGUUGGUCGGUCGAGAGUUCUGCCCGUGUUUGAUGAGAAUGGUCAAGUGACGAAGGGGGAGAUGGUGAAUUUCAGUUGGAGUGCGGAUCACAGGGUGAUUGAUGGUGCUACGAUGGCGAGAAUGGCGAGUAAAGUCAAAGAAUUUGUGGAGGAGCCUGACAGAAUGUUGAUACGAUUACGAUGA
Messenger RNA from Talaromyces amestolkiae, 1461 nucleotides. RefSeq lists its product as uncharacterized. Bases 1 to 1461 code for a protein of 486 amino acids. The record is from RefSeq and is a predicted model, not a curated record. Gene Ontology annotation, cellular component: cytoplasm; mitochondrion. Gene Ontology annotation, molecular function: lipoic acid binding; acetyltransferase activity. NCBI's taxonomy places the organism in Eukaryota, Fungi, Ascomycota, Eurotiomycetes, Eurotiales, Trichocomaceae. The transcript is spliced from 4 exons.